UUUCUAAUCCACAACUAUUACUCCAGCACUUGCAAUACUUUGCAAUAUGCAAUUCUCUCCUACCAGGUAGCAGACCUGAGACUUGCUUACAAAAUACUGAAAGGAGUGCAUCCUAUUUAUGCUUACCACGCAAAGUUAUUUUUGCUAAUGUUUUGAAUCACGGUCAUAUUCUUUGCCAACAUGGCGGCAGUAGACAGUUUUCACCUUUUGUAUCGCGAGGUGGCCAAGUCAUGCCAAAGUCACGUGGAAGUUUUGACUGUGAUUGGAGCCUGCUAUGUAACUUGGAAAGGUCUCCGUACCCUGUAUGAGUGUUGCAGUCUUUUCCAGUUGCAUGUCACACCUUGUCUCAUCAGGAGGACCAGCCUCACCAAGCAGUAUGGAGAGUGGGCUGUAGUAACAGGAGCCGCGGAGGGUAUAGGGAAAGCAUAUGCAGAAGAGUUGGCUCGUAAGGGACUCAAUGUCUUCCUGAUUGGUGGCAACAAAGAAAAGUUACAAGUGGUGUCACAGUCCAUUGCUAAAACUCAUAGAGUUAAAACAAGCUUUAUAGAAGCAGAUUUCAACAAGGGCAGGGAAGUUUAUCCUCCCAUUAAGGAGGCCCUUGCAAACCUCAAUAUUGGCAUCCUGGUGAAUAGUGCCGCAUAUUUGGAGUAUCCCCAGCGUGUAACUGAGGUUCUAGAAGACAAACUGUGGGAGAUCAUCAAUGUGAAUGUUGCUGCAGCUACAAUGAUGGUGCAUAUAGUAGUGCCGGGUAUGGUCCAGCGGAAAAAGGGAGCUAUUGUGAACGUGUGCUGCUGUUCCUGCUGCAGAUCAGCUAUGUACUCUGCCUCCAAGGUUUAUUUAGAUGCAUUUAGCCAGGAACUUCAGUCUGACCUCUCUCAUAAAGGCAUCUUUGUGCAGUCACUGAUACCACUUUGUGUGGCAACAAACUGUACAACUUCAAUCAAAGUUGUACAUCGUCUUCCUUUUCUUGUCCCAGCACCAGAGACCUAUGCCCGUCACGCUGUACGAACACUUGGUGUUUCGACUAGGACAACAGGAUAUUGGGUUCACUCUAUCGAGCUCCUUGCCGCACAGUGGAUUCCUAGUUGGAUGUAUCUUUUUCUUGGAAGGUUCUUGUGUUCUUCAAACCUAUAAGUACACCUUACCCACAAGGAAGACUAUGAUGUUCUUUCAAGAACCCUUUCUGUGUGGAUAUAGCUAACUGGAUAAACUCGUAUUCCUUUAACCCCUUAAGGACCAAACUUCUGGAAUAAAAGGGAAUCAUGACCUGUCACACAUGUCAUGUGUCCUUAAGGGGUUA
Pelobates fuscus (common spadefoot toad) is the source of this 1300-nucleotide messenger RNA. Its product is annotated as inactive hydroxysteroid dehydrogenase-like protein 1. NCBI's taxonomy places the organism in Eukaryota, Metazoa, Chordata, Amphibia, Anura, Pelobatidae. Gene Ontology annotation, cellular component: mitochondrion. The record is from RefSeq and is a predicted model, not a curated record. The transcript has 7 exons. Gene Ontology annotation, molecular function: oxidoreductase activity. Bases 181 to 1134 code for a protein of 317 amino acids.